Galleria mellonella (greater wax moth) is the source of this 2570-nucleotide messenger RNA. RefSeq names its product uridine-cytidine kinase-like 1. Gene Ontology annotation, cellular component: cytoplasm. The record is from RefSeq and is a predicted model, not a curated record. Bases 390 to 2039 code for a protein of 549 amino acids. NCBI's taxonomy places the organism in Eukaryota, Metazoa, Arthropoda, Insecta, Lepidoptera, Pyralidae. The transcript is spliced from 12 exons. Gene Ontology annotation, molecular function: ATP binding; kinase activity.
UCGAAACCCCCAGUUCUGCUAGUUCGGAUAGGUAAAAGUUGUGUGCUAACCUUAUCAAUUGUUUGUUUGGCCAGCUGGCUCGUCUCAUUUAAAAGUACACUACAGAAGUUGUAUUUUCAUACGCUAACUUAGUCAUCAUUGCGUCCCUGGAGUAUUUCCAUGUGCGUCGCUUUAGUUUCGUAUGAGUUUUAUCAUAGAACUAUAAUAUAAAACGCAAGCUGCAAAAUAACCUCUCAUGCACGCACUGCGAUUUAUUUUUAGACUUUUGUAGAGUACAAGGCAAAUCGCUUCACGCUGAAUGUUCGCGGUGUGAACAAAACACGUGCUUGAUUGAAUACCCGUGUUUUUGGACACGUGAUCUCAUGUAAUAAAGAGAAACGCGCCAGGAAAUGGAGUCAGGAUCUCUGGUCUUCGUAAACCCUGACACCGAACUGGCAUUGGAGUUGAGUGAGCAAGUGUUCCUGGACGAUGACGACUACGCGAGCCGGGCACCGGCCUCGCCCACCACCGUACCCAAUGUGAGGCCGUAUCGGCCACCGUCCACAGGUUCAAAUAUUUUGAAAUCGCCCCGCGCUCGUCGCGUCCGAACCACGUCGAUGUCACAGUCCAACAAGCGUACGACCGCCGAGAGCAUCCUGCACGCGGACCGGCGCACCAUCUACACAGCCGGCAGACCGCCUUGGUAUAACUGCACGGGUGGCCAGGAAGUGGAGCCGUUCCUGAUUGGUAUAUGCGGGGGGAGCGCAUCCGGCAAGACCACGGUCGCCACGAAAAUCAUAGAGUCUCUCAACAUACCAUGGGUCACUAUUGUCAGCAUGGACUCCUUCUACAAGGUAUUGAACGAGAAGCAGCACCAGGCGGCUACCCGCAACGAGUACAACUUCGACCACCCGGACGCGUUCGACAUGGAGCUGCUCAUCACGGUACUGCAGCGGCUCAAAGAGGGCAAGAAGGUCGAGGUACCCAUAUACAACUACGUCACGCACUCCAGGGAGAACCGCACUAAAACAAUGUACGGCGCGAACGUGAUAAUAUUCGAGGGCAUCCUGGCCUUCUACAACCUGGAGGUAGUCAAGUUGCUGGAUAUGAAAGUGUUCGUCGAUACUGACGCGGACAUACGGCUCGGCAGGCGGCUGAGGAGGGACAUAGUGCAACGCGGACGCGACCUGGAAGGUGUACUGAAGCAGUACAUGACCCACGUGAAGCCGGCCUACCAGAGCUAUAUAGCGCCGUGCAUGGCCCACGCAGACAUCAUAGUGCCCCGCGGCGGCGACAACAAGGUCGCCAUACACCUCAUUGUGCAGCACGUGCAUAAACAACUGCAGUUGCGCGGGUUCAAAGUGCGCGAGAAGUUGGCUAUGGCGCACGUGGGGCAGCCCGUGCCCGACUCGCUGUACGUGCUGGAAGACACUCCACAGGUGCAGGGUCUGCACACGUUCAUCAGGAACAAGGACACGCCGCGGGACGAGUUCAUCUUCUACUCGAAGCGCCUGAUGCGGCUCGUGAUCGAGUUCGCGCUGUCUCUGCUGCCGUACUCGCCGCACACCGUCGACACGCCGCAGGGCUUCUCGUACACGGGUCGCAAGUGCGACGUGGAGAAGAUCUGCGGCGUGUCGAUCCUGCGAGCCGGCGAGACGAUGGAGCAGGCAAUUUGCGACGUCUGCAAGGACAUCCGCAUCGGCAAAAUACUCAUACAGACCAACCAGCAGACCGACGAGCCUGAGCUGUACUACCUGCGGCUGCCGAAGGACAUCAAGGACUACCGCGUGGUGCUGCUGGACGCGACGGUGGCUACGGGCGCGGCGGCGCUGAUGGCCGUGCGCGUGCUGCUCGACCACGACGUGCCCGAGCACCACAUCUCGCUCGUGUCGCUGCUCAUGGCCGAGAUCGGCGUCCACUCCAUCGCCUACGCCUUCCCCAAGGUCAAAAUCAUAACGUCAGCACUAGAUCCGGAGAUCAACGAGAAAUUCUACGUACUACCCGGCAUCGGCAACUUUGGCGACCGGUACUUCGGCACGGAGCCCUCCGAAGACGAGUGAGCGAGACCGACGCGGCGAGAGCGGUACGUGCGACAGAGAUAGAUGUAUUCGUGUCCCACUAGUCUGUCGGUAUAGGACGAAGGACAGAAUGUAACAAAAUAACUACACACAACGAUCUCGUAAUGCAGCGCUGGGCAUGUUGCUUUGUAUUUGUAAGUAAGUUAGGUCCGAGGUUCGAUUCUAAAUCGGGAAUUUUCGAAAUUGACCCAGGUGUACGUGUUCUGAGCUGUGCUCUCAGAUCUGUUGCCUUGUUCCUCAUAAUACAACUUGAGGAUAAACCGUUUGUUGCAACUAUGUGGCAGGAACUACGUUUAAAAUCGUAUUUAAAGUAUUAGGACAUCGUCUAUUGGAUUUGGUAUAUAUUUCAUAGUAUAUACCAAGGAUAAGUUAGGGAAAGAAAAAAAAAGGUUAUUUUUGUUAUAUUUUGUCACAAAAUAUACAUAUACAUGGCUUUAUAUGUACAUAAUUGUUAGUGCACGGUCUAAUUCACAUCUGAUGAACUGCAUUGUGGCGCAUAUAUAUAUAUAUAUA